AUGUUUGUUCGUCUCCUGAGGCCUGCCCAGACGUCCGUAACCUCGGAGUCCCAUCGGCAGUGUCUGAUCGCCAUAACAAAAAGAACCGAAGCCAUCUCGAGAUCGCACCCCAGGAUAUCCCAGGCCCCACAGCCAGCCCAGCGACCCGGCACUAAACCGGCCCCAUCUCCAGCGAUCCCCCGUUACACCGUCGCACGUAUCCCGAACGCGCGCCCGCAAGCCUCGGGGACUCGACAUAGGCUUUGGAUCCUCACCACAUCCGGCUCGACAAAGUGA
Molecule: messenger RNA, 276 nt
Organism: Parastagonospora nodorum SN15
Lineage: Eukaryota; Fungi; Ascomycota; Dothideomycetes; Pleosporales; Phaeosphaeriaceae
Exons: 2
Coding region: 1-276 (91 amino acids)
Source: RefSeq, a predicted model, not a curated record